Messenger RNA from Perognathus longimembris pacificus (Pacific pocket mouse), 3283 nucleotides. RefSeq names its product matrix metallopeptidase 17 (gene Mmp17). Gene Ontology annotation, molecular function: zinc ion binding; metalloendopeptidase activity. NCBI's taxonomy places the organism in Eukaryota, Metazoa, Chordata, Mammalia, Rodentia, Heteromyidae. Gene Ontology annotation, biological process: collagen catabolic process; extracellular matrix organization; proteolysis. Gene Ontology annotation, cellular component: extracellular matrix. The record is from RefSeq and is a predicted model, not a curated record.
AUGGGACGCCGCGCCGCCCGGGGGCCCGGCCCGCCGCGCCCGCAGCUCCGACUGCCGCCGCUGGUGCUGUGGCUGCUGGCGCUUGCGGCCCGCGGGGGCUGCGCCGCGCCCGCGCCCGCGCCCCGCGCCGAAGACCUCAGCCUGGGGGUGGAGUGGCUGAGCAGAUUUGGCUACCUGCCUCCUGCUGACCCUGCCACGGGGCAGCUGCAGACCCAGGAGGAGCUGUCCAGGGCCAUCGCCGCCAUGCAGCAGUUUGGAGGCCUGCAGGCCACCGGCACACUGGAUGAGGCCACACUGGCGCUUAUGAAGACCCCACGCUGCUCCCUCCCAGACCUACCUUCUAUGGCCCGGGUACGAAGGAGGCGCGAGGCUGCGUCACCAGCCAAGUGGAACAAGAGAAACCUGUCAUGGAGAGUCCGGACUUUCCCCCGUGACUCCCCACUGGGCCGGGACACAGUGCGUGCACUCAUGUACUACGCUCUCAAAGUCUGGAGUGACAUCACGCCCUUGAACUUCCAUGAGGUGGCUGGCAACACUGCCGACAUCCACGUCGACUUCUCCAAGGCUGACCACGACGAUGCCUACCCCUUCGAUGGUCCCGGUGGCACUGUGGCCCACGCCUUCUUUCCCGGGGACCACCACACGGCGGGGGACACACACUUCGACGAUGACGAGGCGUGGACCUUCCGUUCCUCAGAUGCUCAUGGGGUGGACCUGUUUGCGGUGGCUGUCCACGAGUUCGGCCAUGCCAUUGGGCUGAGCCAUGUCGCCGCCUCAAGUUCCAUCAUGCAGCCGUACUACCGGGGCCCCGUGGGUGACCCUCUGCGCUACGGGCUGCCCUACGAGGACCUGCGCAUCUGGCAGCUGUACGGUGUGCGGGAGUCGGUGUCCCCCACAGCGCAGCUCGACACCUCGGAGCCUGAGGAGCCCCCCUUGCUGCCAGAGCCCCCUGGCAAUCGGUCCAGCACCCCGCUCAGAAAGGAUGUGCCUCACAGGUGCACUGCGCACUUCGACGCUGUGGCCCAGAUCCGCGGGGAAGCCUUCUUCUUCAAAGGAAAGUACUUCUGGCGCCUGACAAGGGACCGGCACCUGGUGUCUUUGCGGCCGGCUCAGAUGCACCGCUUCUGGCGAGGCCUGCCGCUGCACCUGGACAGCGUGGACGCUGUGUAUGAGCGCACCAGCGACCACAAGAUCGUCUUCUUCAAAGGAGACAGAUACUGGGUGUUUAAGGACAAUAACGUAGAGGAAGGAUACCCACGGCCCAUCUCCGACUUCAGCCUCCCGCCAGGCGGCGUCGAUGCUGCCUUCUCCUGGGCGCACAAUGACAGGACUUAUUUCUUUAAGGACCAGCUGUACUGGCGCUAUGACGACCACACACGGCGCAUGGACCCUGGCUACCCUGCCCAGGGCCCCCUGUGGAGGGGUGUCCCCAGCACACUGGACGACGCCAUGCGCUGGUCUGAUGGUGCAUCCUACUUCUUCCGUGGCCAGGAGUACUGGAAGGUGCUGGACGGCGAGCUGGAAGCCGCCCCGGGAUACCCACAGUCCACAGCCCGGGAUUGGCUGGUGUGUGGAGAGCCUCCAUCAGAGGACAGCGCCGGCCCUGCAGGGCCAGCGCAGGGCCGCAGCGGUGCACAGGAUGGGCUGGCCACGUGCUCCUGCACCUCAGCUGCAUCCCCGCUCACAUCCCUGGGGUCCUCAAAGCUGCUGUUGCUGCUGCCGCUGCUUCUGCUACCACCCUGGACACUGGAGUCUAUGGCCCCUGCCCGGGCACCUUGAGGGACAGACACGCUGGCCACAAGGGAAAAAGGAGCCUCAGAGGGCAAGGCCACAUGUGCCGUGGGCAGGCAGCCAGCACGCCCAUCCACAGGCCCCACACCACACAUCACCCAACUUACCUAGCAGGAGCCCCGGACGGCAGCAGGGAGGCUACCCGCCCCUUGCUCUGGGUCACACCAGCUCUGAUGUCCUCUACAUGGGUCCUCACUGAUGGCCCUCGUGACCUUCCUGUGCUUAGAUCCUUGCAUCUCCUGUCUCCAGCGGUCCUCGUGCUCGGUCACCAAUGGGGGUCGAGGCCCAGUGGGGAUCCAAGUGCAGACACACACCCUGACCCCAGACCCUGCUCACGCCUGGCCUUCCCAGUGCACAGACAGGCCCGGCAGCAGUGUCAAAGCCUUCCCCACCCCACAGGCCAGCCAGGCCCCUGCUCCUACCAGGUUUGAAUCCUGGCCCAACCGCAGACAGGACAUGGUGGAUUGUGUUCCUGUACCAGACCCCUCCUGACCAGGCAGGACCUCGUGUCCCCUCAGGUGCUGUGACACAGGGUCUUUGGGGCAUUUGCACCCCUGAGCCGGCCUGCCAGCGCCUGUGGCUAUAGCAAGACAUCCUGCAGGCUGUAUUGUGACUCACCUGGUUCCCUCCCUGGUGCUGCAGGGGGGACUUCAGAAUGCCCGGGGCCCAGCUAGGAAGAGUAGCAAGGUGAGGGUAAGCCAUGGACCCCAGGCAGGAGAAUAGUGAGUGGCUAUGGACAGCUUCUAGGAGCAGCCAGGUCCGCAACAGCAUUGUCACCUGGAGCUGUGGCAGUACUAUCCCCGGCCCUGCAUUGGACUUGUUAGUGGGAGGCUGUUCCUCAGAGUGAGGAGGGAGAGGGGACUGAGCCCCUGGUUCUGUGAUCUGAGGGGAGACAGCAUGGCAGAGGACGCAGUGGCAAGUGUGCGGGCAGCCUUCUACCUGUCAGGAGGCUGCUGUUCACAUCCCAUUUCACAGGAAAGAAAAUCCCACAACCCCUAGACCCCAUCAUCCCUGCUUCCUGACAUUACCCACACUCCCCAUCAUCCACACCCUCCAGACUCCAUCAUCCAGACCCUAUCAUCCACAUCCCCAGAUGCCAUCAUCCACACCUCCUACCACAUGGUGCAGAUACACCCUUCCCCCAGAGGCUGCUCUGCUGAUCCUUGGGCCUGGAGCCUGGCCCAGGGGGAAAAAGCAGCUAAAGCUGUGCAGGCAAAGCACUGUGCUCCCACCUACCACUUCUAUGCCACCCACUUCCCUGAAAUGAUCGGGCCUGGGUUCCCCCCACACACACACCUCCAUUCACAGGGCUGUGCUGCUUUGCCUGCUCCUGGCAGGUCCCUGUGUGUCCAGCAGACUGUGGGGAGAAGAUCCCUGUACAAUUGGGAGUAUCCAGAGAGGGUCCUGAGGGCCAGACUUGCAAGUCAGUGCCCCUUUGCUGAAGUCUCACUGUCAUUUUAAAAUCCAAACUAAUAAAGUUUUUCUACACCAG